UCCCCGCCCCCCUCCGCCCUCCGCCCUGCGGCCACGGUUGCCCAGCGCGAGCGCGCAGUUGCCUGGGCGACAGUGAGGGGCUGGCUGGGAGAGGCCAUGCAUCAGGUGACGGUGCCGGAGCUUUAUUCCCGGAGGAAGCGGGCAGAGGGACAGGGGGCUUCCUCGCCGGAGCAAUUGGGAUUACGAUUAGGGAUGUGGUACUGGAAAGAUGAAACCAGAACUCUUGAAUUCAGAAGUUUUACACCUGCAGUGGAACUCAAGGAAAAAGGAAAGAAAGGCAAAGCAAUACACUUUGCUGAAAUUGAUGGUCCGGCUUCAGACAGGUUGACGGAUAAAAAGCUUGCUUCAAGAGACGAUAAGUCAGUUAAAGCCUUAGAGAAGCGAGGUCAGCAGGGCAACGUGAUGCUCCAUGAUGCUAAAUUUGUUGCUUUGUUUUUACUACAAGAUAAUGAGAUGCAGCGGAUCUGUUCCUUUACAACAUUCAUGAGGAAUAAGAAUCUUGACAAUUUCCUCAUGGCAUUAUUGUACUAUUUAUCUCAUUACUUGGAAAAAAUAGCCCUGGAAAAGAAACCCAAAAGCUGUAUGGUGGGCCUUGUAGAGAAGAAGGAGAUGGAAUUGGUUAUAAGGAAGUUAGAAGCAGCGCAGAAUUACCUGGCACAGAAGUACUGCGUCCUUGUCCUGGGCUUGGCAAUGCCUGAUAAGCAUCACAUGUGCUGCGGGAAGGAGAAAAGAUCAGAUACACAGAAAGACUGGAAAUUCUUUGAGUCCUUUUACACUUUCUGUACAUAUGUAGCUUGGAUUGUGUUCCGACGUCAACACUUCACAGAGAUUGAGGAAGAAAUAGGAAGGCUCUUUCGUACCAAUAUGUUCAACAUUCCUCGGAGGAAGCGUGAGGAGGAGGAAUCAGGAGGGGAAAAGAAACGCAUGACUUUUGUACAAUUCAGGAGAAUGAUGGCGAAACGCCCAGCAAUUAAAAAAGCCAUUAACAUGCGCUCUCCAGUCAUGUCUACUCUGCUGCCAUCUCUCAGAGAAAAAGCUCAGAAUAUCUUUGAGAAAAAGUAUCAUCAAGGAGUCAUCAAACUCCCGGCCCCGAUGCAAGAGCACAUGGAAAGUCUGGACUCUGUGCUCAUGCCAAACUGCCUGCUCCAGGGAUCUAGAGCAUCUGAAACAUCACUAUUGCAGGAUUCAGCCUGCCCAACCCUAUCAUCCUAUUUUGGACUUCGUUUAUGGCAUUCUGAUCGCCCAGCUGAUUUUUAUGCAAAAUCGUCUCCAGAGCGGCCUGUGUCUUGCAGCGGGCUCAUGUUGUUCUUUGUCUCUGAGUUUGGGCACAUGCUGGUGGCUUUCUCUCUGGGGGUGACACCUGAGGCAGUCCAGGUUGACUGGGGAGUGUGACACCCUCUUCCCCGAUCCUUUCCCUUUGCCACAAGCUCCGACUAAAGCAUGCCUGAGACUGUCAACUGAACAAAAUGUGCCCUCGAGAAAAAGAACACACUAGCAAAAUGCAGUACUUCCAUCACGUGCAGAAAACUGGAAUCGGCCUCAGACCGUGCCCGCGGCGGUGGUCAGGCCUCCCGCGGAUCCGGCUGAUAGCACACUUCCUGCUUCAGGGACUGUGUUCUUUUGUGUGGCUUCUCUGAGCCCACCGCCUGCAUAAAUCUGCUGCUUUCUACCCAGACACUGUUGCUUCACUUGGAAAUAAUUAUCUCCUUCUCCACAUGCACCCUGUUCCCUUCACCCACAUCCCUUAUCAUGCCAUGAUAAUCACACACUGAAGCAGAUGUAAAAGGCACAAAUGGAGCAUUUGCUUGACGACUCGAGAGCCUUGUGUCAUUGCACACAAAGAAGAAAGUGAGGAGGAGCCCAAUCUGCCAUCGCAGGACUCACACUGGAACAUGUACCCAUUAAAGAACAAUUGAGUGGAUUUUUUAGAGCUAGAAUUUUUUUCCCCCAUUAGUUCUCGCAGCAAACCAGGAAGAGUGGUAGUUAUAGUUGCUGGCUUUUCAAGCCAGGACCCUAAGAUACAGAGCUGUUGUUACCAGUCUAGAAUUAUGUUUGUCUUAUGAAAUCAUUUGUGAAUCCACAAAUAAUUACUGUGCACCUGCUGGGCCAGGUUCUGAGAAUAUUACUCCCAUUACGAGGUAGACAUGGUCUGUGCUUCUCCACAUGGCUGGAGCUUCUCUGGGCAGAGGGUGGAACGAGAGGGAGUUAGCAGGGACUGACUAGAUGGUUUGAGCUUUGUAGGUUGUAGGGAUUUUGUCUAAUUGGAUGGGAAUCCGGUGGAGGCUUGUAGUCAAAGGAGUGACACGGUCCAAUUUAUGUUUGAAAAGAUUAUUCUGGCUCCUGUGUGGAAGAUGGGCUGAGGUUAGGGUUGGAGGGAUGGAGAAUAGAGGCUGGAGGUCAAUUAGAGAUUACAGAGGUGGCCCAGGAGAGGGAAGGUGGUAAGCUGGACUAGGGAUGGAUUCUGGAUAAGGUAGAGUUGGCAGGAUUUGCUGAUGGAUUGGCUGUUGGGGAAGAGAAGAAAGAGAGCAAGGAAGUCUCUAAAGUUUUUGGCCUGAGCAGUUGGGUGUUUGGUAUUUCCAUAGGGCAGAAUGGAUGAAAAACAGGUUGAGGGAGAAAUCUUCAUUUCUAUUUUUAGACUGUUAACUUUGAGACGUCAAUCAGUCAUCCCUGUGGAGAUGAGUUGGCAUUUGGAUAGAGAGAUCUGGAGUUCUGGGGAGAGACCUGAGGUGGAAAUACAGAUUUGGGAGUCAAUGGCUCUCAGAUUGGUUAAGAUUACCUAAGGAGACUGAAGAUACAGAAGACAAAGGACACUCUACAUGUAAGAGGGGGCAGGGGAGGAGCAAACGCAGCAAAUCCCUUACGUGCUCCAGCAGCUCACCCCGCCUUCAGAAUGUGCCACAAGCCAGUGAGGUACGAAGAAACACAUGACGGAGAGAAGUCAUGGUAGACAAGAGAAAAGAGCCUGCCAUGAAGUAGGGGUGGCAGCUGGGCAGAAAUGCUGCAGGACGAACUGGUACGAUAAUAACAGAGGUGUCUGCCAGGGUUGGGAACAUAGAGGUCAACUGUGCGGGCUCCAAGUGUGGCGCCCCCUUGAUGAGGGAGCCCUCUGCCAGAGUUCUUGUAGCAAAAGAAAAAGGAAACCACGAUUGGUCAAACUCUGGCAGAGUUUGUCAUGAAGGGAAAGGAAGAAAUGGCGCAGGAGCUAGGGGAAGAUAUGCUGUCAAGGAGGUGAAGCUUUAGUGUUGGGUUGUUUGGAUCUUUGGCUUUUAGAGAUCCGAGGUAAUAGAACGAGUCUGUGCUGACACAGGGCAAACUGAUGAUUCAGGAGAGAGAGAAGGCAUACUUGUAGAGAGCUGAGAACCAAAGGUUGGGAAGCGUAGGUUGGGGGUUGCCCUUAGAGAGAAGAGACAUCUGUCAUCACAGCAGGGAAAGCAGAAGGUGUGACAUUCUUUCUCCAAGUCUCUUUGACGCUCAGAGGCCCCUUGUGUGUGCACCACUUGAGCAAGGCCCGCUCUCUGAAUUGUCAGUAGAGGAAACCAGAGACCAAAAAUUCUCAGCCCAGAGGAGUGCAUAUAGCUAAUGAUGGACUUUCAGACACCACACUGGAAAGACAUAGCUGGGCUGUGAAGAGUGUCUUGUUGGUUUCCCUGAAGCCACACUUUUUGGGUGAUCAUCUACGCCAUUUAGGUAUAAGACUGGCCAUGGAAGUUGCAUCAUUUUUUCCCAUAGGAUCCCUUAACCAAGUCAUGAGUCCUCAAGCAUUAAAAGGAAUAGCACCUGAGCCCUGAGCUGGCUUCACCUCUGUAGAUCUUUUUAUUUUUUUAUUAAAAAAAAUUUUUUUAUUAGUUUUCUUCAUUUUUGAGAGGCAGAGAGAGAGCGCAUGUGGGGGAGGGGCAGAGACAGAGGGAGACACAGAAUCCGAAGCGGGCUCCAGGUUCUGAGCUGUCAGCACAGAGCCCAAUGCGGGGCCCGAACUCACGAACUAUGAGAUCAUGACCUGAGCUGAAGUCAGAUGCUCAGCCGACGAAGCCACUCAGGCGCCCCACCUGUAGAUUUUAUUUUGUGCCCUGGGGUUGUAUUUUAAGACUAAGUUCAUUGCCCUUUUAGAAUUGACUCCCAGGGGAAAGAUUGUGUCUCCCAAAAAUUUACCAUAAUUACUUUCAUGAGGAAACAAGAAUAUUUGACCAAUCGUGGUUUCCUUUUUCUUUUCCUACAAGAACUCUCAGAAAUAAAUGUAAUGCUUGAUCACAAGAACUUAGAGUUUUGACCUCUUAGGUUUUUAUUUUCUAUUUUUAUAUCUUUUCUUUUGUUUCAUUUUUUAUUUUUUUUUUACUUUGAAAUAAUAGCAGAUUCACAUGCAGUUUUAAGAAAUAAUACCAAAGGAUCCUGUGAACUCUUUGCCUGGUUUCUCCCAAUGGUGACAUCUUACAAGACUAUAGUACAGUUUCACAACCAGAUAUUGAUAUUGAUUCAGUCAAGAUACAGAACAUUCCAUCUCUCCAAGAAUGCAUGAUGCUGCCCUUUUAUAGCCACUCUCUUCUGUCCCCACCGUCUCCUUAACCUUUGGUAAUUGCUAACCUGUUCUCCAUUUCUAUAGUUUCGUCAUUUCAAGAAUGUUAUAUACAUUAUGUAACUUUUGGGGAUUGGCUUUUUUUCACUCAACAUAGUUUUCUGGAAAUUCAUUCAAGUUGUUGCAUGUAUCAGUGAUUUGCUCCUUUGUGGAUGAGUAGUACUCUGUGACGUGGAUGUAACACAGUUUAUUUAAUUCAUCCUUUGAAGGGCAUCUGGGUCAUUUCCAGUUUGGAGACUAUCACCAAUAAGGCUGCUACAAACAUUCAUGUACAGAUUUUGAUGUGAAUGUGAGUUUUCACUUUUCUGAGCUUCUAUCUUUUCUAGUGAAUUGUAUUAGGUCUUUUUCUGUGAAUGAAUAGUAUAUAAUCAUCAAUAAACAAAGGCCAUCUACUUUCUUCUUCGUGAUUGCUAUUAGCAUGCUAUUACCCUCUAUCUUCACAGCUUCCCAGUCUCUGACUCCUCUCAUGGGCUGGAAAAAAGCAGAUGAAAGUUGGAAGAGUUACGUAGCAUGUUUGUGGGUCAAGUGGAGCCUGGGUUCUGGUAUAUGGUCUCAACUCCUGGCUUUUAUAUGAAAGCUGCUGCAGUUCUUAAGAUACAGUUUAUUUUUAUUCUUCUCUCCAGGAUUCUGGACUCUAGCAACCAUGUUGGUUUCAAGUGGCUUGUGUAGAACAGGCUCAGAGAUGUGGUUGGGCAUUCUUUCAUGUAUGUAGGCAAUCAAAAGUCCUAAAGGAGAUGGAAGCACAGUUGACCCCCUAGCCCUACUUCAGGCUGGGUGUAAGAUUUGAAAUUAAGAUAAUCACUUCAUGGAACCACGGUUUAUACCAUCUCUGCUGAAAAGAAUGCUGGAUUCAAAGAAAGAGACAGAAUGAAUCCACCAUGAAACCCAACCCAAUAUUUUUGUUGAAGCCACGUCUGAUAGACCAUCGAUGGAGGAAUGAAGGAUGGGAAAGCACGUGCACCAGUUCAUUAUCUAGAACGGUCUAAAGUGACGCAUACAGGGGUGCCUGGGUGGCUCAGUCAGUUAUGGGUCCGAUUCUUGAUCUCAGUUCCGGUCUUGAUCUUGGGGUCAUGAGUUCGAGCCCUGUGUUGCACUCUGCGCUGGGUGCGAAGCCUACUUAAUAAAUAAUAAGUAAAUAAAUAAUAAAGUGACACAUACAGCUAGAUAUGGCCCUCACUCUGCUGUACUAGCAUAAUAUCUAGAAGCCAAAUUUUAUUUGCUCAUUUAUUUCACUCAACACUCUGCUCACUGGGUGCCCGGUUCGGGUGGGGGCUGGAAACUGAGGAAUUAAGAUGUUCUUCUUAAGUUCAAGGAGCUCACCGUCCAGUGGGAGAGGCAGAUAAAUGUUUAGAUAGUCAUGACAUGAUGCACCAAGUGCUAUUCUAAAGUUUGCAAGUAGCAGUGGUGACAGCAGCAGCCUCCAGUGAGGAGGGGGUGGCGUCAGCAUUGGGUGCAGGAAUGUGGCCUUGCCUGUGGUUGUGACUAAUCUUCUGCCCUCCCUUUAUUCUUGUCUGUUUUCUAAGCUUUCCUGAUAAUUCUACCCAGUAUAUUCCCAGUAAAUUAUCUGUCUACUUAAAUCAACCAGACAGUGUUGAUGGAGAGAUAGGCCACUGGUCUCAGAUUCCUAGGAAAACUUCCAGAAUUGUUUUUUUUGUGUGUGUAAAUGUAGCACGAAGCCUUACGUGGUAUAAAAUGUUGAAAUACUUCCAUGUCAGUUGGUAAAUAGACACCGGCUCUACCCCCAUGGGACCCCAAAUUCCCUGGUCCCUCCCUUCAUUCCCUGUCCCCUAUGAUCUGUCAUCUCAAGGGGUUACACCAGGCAGAGGUGCUCUGGUGGCAUUCUUCCUGAUUGACAGGUGCUUCUGGUGAAGCACUGAAUGUAUACAGUAUACACAUAUAGGUGGAUGUAUGUAAGUAUGUGGAAGGUGUAUAUUCAUGACAAAUUCAUCCCAAUGGGGUGAAUCCUACUACACACACAUACUACUACACAUUCUGUAUGGCUAAUGUGAGAUCUUUCCAUAUCAGCACUUGUAGCCUUUUCAAAUGGCUCUUUGGCAAUCCAUUCCGUGGAUUUAACCAUAGAUGAUUUAAUCAGUUUGGGGAGGUUUCAAAAAAUAGAGAUGCCCUGCCCUCAUUUCUUAACACCAACUUCAAGAUGAAGAUUCAGGAAGUCUAGGAAAGGGUUGACUCUGUGAAUUUUCCAAACUUUCCAGGUGGUUCUGAUUAUCGGCCAGGUCUGGGAUUUUUUUGGCAGAAGCAAUGCAUCAGUUCACCCUACAAAUAUGGAAAGCCCACAAAAAGCCAUGAAGCUUCAUUUUUUUUAAAGAAGGUCUACCUUCUCCUCUCUGGGGCACAAGAUAUAAAAUAAACAAUAUAAAAACCUGUGUUGAAAGGCUUCCAAUACUUCAGUUCAUCAUUGCCCUGGCUUGCUACCAGACUGUAAAUUUUCUCUGGUUAGCAAUAACUAAAAGGAAUGCCAUUCUGGAAGCAAGAUGAGGGGCAGAGACCUCUCAGUAAGUUCCAGAUAUCGAGGCCAAGCUUUUGCUUCUUCCAAAGAACACUGCUGUCCCUCCUGUAUUUAGAAUAAAUUCAACUUUGAUUGUCCUCCAGGAACUGAGCAGUGGCCAAACAUCAGUAUUUCUUCAGAUUUGGAAAUGAAUUUUGAUUGUUUCUUCAUAAGUCGGCAUAAUGCUUAGAUAAUCAACUGCAGUUCUUGGCAAAGAUUAAAAUGUGAACUCAGUUCACCACUCCCAGACUAUCUGGAAACCAGGAAAGUAUAUUUAUGGGAAAAGAGGUUUAUAUAAAUACUUUCUUCAGUGACCCACAUGAUGGAGUUGAGAAUAAAUAUCUUGCUUUUGGUGGAUGAUACCAAAUUAGGUGGAGCUGGCAACAUCCCAACACUGAGAACUAAACUCAAUAUGACCCUUUUAGAUUGGCCUUGACAAGAAAAAAAAAAAAAAUGAUUCGCACCAUAAAUACAAGAUGAGAAAUGGCUCACAAGCACUAUAGUAAAAAAUAAAAUGUUACAGAGUUUCAAAGUUAACAGCUGGUUCGUAACUCCAAAAUUAGUCAGCAAUAGGGAAAAUAUUGGGAAAACAAAAGAACAUAAUGCUGGAAUGUUAAUGUGGAGAAGAUAAGCACAAUUUCUGAAUACUUUCCCACAUAUGGCCUUUGUAGGGCCUUAGCUAGAGAACACGCCUAUCCAGUUAGGGCCUUCAUAAUUUGGGAAGACUAUCUAAAAACAAUUCAGUGGGCCCUGAGAACUGUGGGUGGCUGAGAUGACCAGGGGUGGGGUGGAGAAUCUCUAAGAGACAUUUUAAGCUAAAUGGAAUUAGUAAACAUAUCAGAAAGAGAACUCAAAAACGGCCUAAAAACUAUCUUCUAAUAUUCAUGGUGUGAUUAUAAAGAGAGUGUUGAAUAUCUUUUUCUCUCUUCCACAGAGGGCACACCUGGAAAUCAAGAGGUGAAUAUUAAUAAUUCAGAUUAAGCUAGGUCUAAGGAUGAGUUUGCUUGAAGUAGAUUAGUGGGCCGGUGUGUCGUAGCUGGAGAGCACAGAGCAUGGACUCUGGAGCCAGACUGCCCGGGUUCACAUCCCGUUCCACCACUUACUCCCUGUGAGGCCUUGGGCAGGCCUUACUUUCCCUCAAGCUACCUCACUUUUCCAUGUGAGUAGUGGGGAGGCCAAGAGCGUCAGCCUUAUAACAUCAUGGGAAGGAUGGCAUGAGAUGAUUAUGCAAAGCCCCGAGAAGUGUGUGGUUAUUGGCUGAUGACUAUGGAUAGGAAAACUUCGAGAACAGGCUCCUGGAAGUGAUUCUUGAGUCUCUUCUUAGGCAUUUGAAAGACUAUCUCAAACUAAUGGUUAAAUCUGUAGUGCUAAUUCGAGUCAACACUGUGAAGGACACAUGGUUUAGUCAUAAUUUCAAAAUUGCCUCAUUCUAUCACAUUCUUAUCUCACAAAAUUAUUAACCUUAUAUACCCAGUGGUGUCUGCCUUGCACACAAUAUACAUAGUCAAUCACUAUUCAGUCAGGAUUACAAGCCUGAAUAUGUUCAUGAGAAUAUUUGCUCCUUAAUCUUUUGAUAUUGCAGAAACAUUAGCAAAUAGUCUUCAUAACAAAUCAUAAAAUACGUUCCUCCCUGAAUUUUGUCUCAAUGAACCAGUUUAAUUCAAUUUAAUUAAAUUCCAUUCAGUUUAAGUAACCAUUAUUGAAGACCUGUGUUAGGCCCUUUCUAAAGGCUAGUAAUGCUUGUCUCCUGCCUUUAGAGACUGCAUAGUCUACCAAGAAAAGGGUGAAAGAAAAACAGUUCAUUUUAAUAUCGUGUGAUAGAUGGCACAUUUCAGGUGCCAACUGCUAUGUAGAAGCAUAGAGCCUGACUGAUGACUUUUGCCUGGGAAUCACCAAAGGCUCACAGAAGCUCAGACAUUGAACUGAACUUCGAAGAAAGUGGGGAAGUGAGAGCGUUUCUUGAGGUGAAGCUGAGAGGAGAUCUAGGAGUGACAGCUUCUGUCAGGUCCAGGGACCGCACUUGGCACGCAGAGUGAGGAACAUGGUGGCAUGAGGAAGAGGAGGCAUGGUGAGGGGACAGGAGCUGUUGCUCCAGGGGCUGAUAGCACUGAGCGACACUUCCUGGCUCUGCUGGCACCCUGCCCUGCCUCGGGGUCCAUCAGUGGCCAAUCGUGGGAAUGGACGGGGUGGCCUCUCCCAGUUCCUCUCCUGCCCUCUGUGUUGGGAAGAAAUUCAUGUAACUUGUAGGGACUCCAUAUCCUGAAUAGAGAAAAAAAAAAGUCCACAUUUCAACACUGUGGUCUCAGGGAAGUAAUGCCCCUCUUUAUAUAUAAGGAAGAGUUGAACAAACACUGGAUUUAGAGUCAGUUUCUAGGCUUGGGUUCAAAUCCCAGCUCUGGGGACAUCAGGUUGGCUCAGUCAGAAGAACACGCAGUUAUUGAUCUUAGGGUUGUGAGUUUGAGCCCCAUAUUGGGUGUAGAGAUUACUUUAAAAUAAAAUCUUAAAAAAAAAAAUCCCAGCUCUGUCAUGUAACUGUCUAUUCUGGGUAGGCCGUUCAUUGGCACUCAAGUUUUUCUGGACAAGGGCUUAAUAUGUUCAGCUCAGAGGACCCUGAUAAGGAUGAGAUGAGAGAGUGCAUAUGAAAGCAGCCAGCUUAAAGUAGAUGUUCCAUUGACAUUUGAGUGAUUUUUUGAUAUUGUUACUGUUUUUAUUUUGCCUAAGUAAUGUUGGCAUAGAGCUAUGACAUUUCCAAAUGAUCAUGAACAUGAAGCAGUAUUAGGGGCAACAAGAACUCUGAGGCUAAGGGUUUAAGCUGCACCUCCUCCACUGAAAACUCAGAGUAAGAAUCAUAUGUGUGUGUGUAUGUGUUUAUCUGUCUGUCUAUCAUCUAUCUAUCUAUCAUCUAUUUUUAACCAUUCUUACACAUUUGGACCAAAUCAUUUUCAAAACAGUAAAUAGUAAAUGCCAGAGUAAGACAUCUUAUCUGUGAUAAAUGGAGUAGAAGGAACUUUUUCCUCCAACUCUGUUUCUUUUUUUUUUUAAGUUUAUUUGUGUGUGUGUGUGUGUGUGUGUGAGAGAGAGAGAUAGAGUGCGAAUGGAGGAGGGGCCGAGAGAGAGAGAGAGAGAGAGAGAGGGAGGGAGACACAGAAUCUGAAGCAGGCUCCAGGCUCUGAGCUGUCAGCACAGAGCCCGAUGUGGGGCUCAAGCUCACAGACCAUGAGAUCACGACCUGAGCCAAAAUCGAAAGCUCACGGACUGAGCCACCUGGGUGCCCCUCCUCAACUCUGUUUCUAAGGAUUCUGGUAAUAUCUGCCCAAAUCACAGAAGUAUGUUAGAAGAAGGCACUCAUUCAGUUUAUUUCUAUGUUUCAAAUUGGUGCAAGUAUAGAACACUCUAUGGUAAAGUGGGAAAAUUUAAGAAACCCCACCCACGCCCUGGAUGUUUUUGUGAAACUUUCCAUAAUAAGAACAAUAAGGAGAAAUAGUAGGGGCCCCCGGGUGUCUCAGUUGAUUAAGCAUCUGACUUUGGCUCAGGUCAUGAUCUUGUGGUUCAUGAGUUCAAGCCCUGCAUUGGGCUCUGCACUGACAGUGCAGUCUACUUGGGAUUCUCU
Panthera uncia (snow leopard) is the source of this 10686-nucleotide messenger RNA. It is a transcript of the gene PPP1R36, whose product is annotated as protein phosphatase 1 regulatory subunit 36. Gene Ontology annotation, molecular function: phosphatase binding. The record is from RefSeq and is a predicted model, not a curated record. Bases 97 to 1392 code for a protein of 431 amino acids. Gene Ontology annotation, biological process: negative regulation of phosphatase activity. NCBI's taxonomy places the organism in Eukaryota, Metazoa, Chordata, Mammalia, Carnivora, Felidae. The transcript is spliced from 13 exons.